AUGGCCAACAAGAAUGUACACAUCAAUACGGUAUCAACUGGAAGUACCAAUACUGUUGAGCUUGCUCAGCCGACUCCUCGUCCUGCCGUACAAGCGGCUUCAUUAGAUCCCAACCUGGUAACGUGGGAUGGCCCUGAUGAUCCAGAAAAUCCCAAGAAUUGGCCGACACGUCGGAAAUGGACGUCCCUUCUCCCAAUGUCAUUAUUCAAUUUCUUGUCUUCAAUAAGCUCAGCUACCAUGGCCCCAGCAUUGUAUACUAUCCAACAAGAACUUCACUUCGAAUCGACCGUCCUUGUCGUCUUGGCUCUAUCAGUAUUCUUGUUAGGCACUGCGAUCGUACCCCUUUUUACAGCCCCACUGUCGGAAGUUUUUGGGAGAUCGAUAGUUCUUCAAUCAUGUAAUCUGUUCUACAUUACAUUCAAUACUCUUUGUGGUGCCGCGAAGACUCCGAACCAACUGAUAGCUUUCCGUUUCCUUGCUGGCUUGGGUGGAGCGGGUCCAUUUGCUAUUGGAAGUGGAAUCAAUGCGGAUUUAUUUCGACCCCAAGAAAGAGGCCAAGCCAUUGCAGUUUACGUGCUCGCACCUCUUGUUGGGGUUGUCGUUGGUCCUAUCGCGGGUGGUUUCUUGGUCCAGUAUACAUCAUGGAGAUGGUGUUUCUACGUUGUUUCGAUAGCUGGCGCUGCGGUACAAAUUGUUGGACUCCCAUAUUUCCGCGAGACAUAUGCUCCAGUUCUUUUGCAGAGAAAAUGUAAACGGUUGCAAAAAAGCACGCAAAACCCAGAUUUAUACACCGAACACGACAGCGUAUCUAUGCCAGAGCUACUACGUAUUAGUGCCAUUAGACCCUUCAAGCUGCUCGGAACUCAACCUAUUGUUCAAGUCUGGAGUUUGUAUUGUGCAUACCUAUGGGGUAUACUCUAUCUCCUGAUUGCCACCUUCCCGAAUGUCUGGACGGAUACUUACAAGGAAUCUAUUUCUAUUGGGUCACUUAACUACAUUUCAUUAUUUAUCGGAAUGGGUCUAGCUUCGCAAGUUGGGACGCGAAUUGCCGAUCGAUAUUAUGCGAAGCUGUGCGCAAAAAAUGGUGGACAAGGCCUUCCAGAAUUUCGUCUUCCUAUUCUCAUCUUCGGAGCUUGUAUCAUACCGGUGGGGUUAUUCUGGUACGGAUGGAGUGCCCGACCCAACGUUCACUGGAUUAUGCCGAACAUUGGCGCGGCCAUUUAUGGUGGAGGAACUGUCCUCGAAAUACUUUGCGUUAUGGGCUAUAUAAUCGACACAUACCAAAAGUAUGCAGCAAGCGCCAUGGCCGCUGUCAUCGUCCUACGAAGUAUUUUAGCUUUCGCAUUGCCUCUAAUUGCACCAAGUCUAUAUAAUAAUCUUGGUUAUGGCUGGGGUAACAGCCUGCUGGCAUUUAUUGCAACAUUUAUUGGGAUCCCCGCUACCAUUGCUUUGCGGUACUAUGGUCCAGCCCUGAGGAAGCGGAGUACAUAUGCGAGAGACGAUUGA
This is a messenger RNA of Lachnellula hyalina, 1506 nucleotides long. RefSeq names its product Efflux pump. Gene Ontology annotation, molecular function: transmembrane transporter activity. Gene Ontology annotation, biological process: transmembrane transport. NCBI's taxonomy places the organism in Eukaryota, Fungi, Ascomycota, Leotiomycetes, Helotiales, Lachnaceae. The transcript is spliced from 5 exons. The record is from RefSeq and is a predicted model, not a curated record. Bases 1 to 1506 code for a protein of 501 amino acids.